CGCGGUUAUGAAAUAAAUUUUGUACUGAACUACAAAAGGAAAUUAAAAGAGAAAAUUCAUGACAAAAGGAAUUCAAAUUCAAAUGAAUUUUCGGUGGAUUAAUUUCCCUUAUUUUCUAAUAUUUCAUAUUUAUCACUUUUUGUAUUUAUUAAAGGAUUUUUAAGUAUUUAAAAAUAAUUAAAUUUCAUAGUUCUGAUUUCACAAAUAAAGACCAAUGCUUGUUGAUGCUAUUAUUAGUUUUAUUAGGAUGAUUCUAAAUUUUUUUGGAUCAAGAGAACCAAUAAAAAUGGAAAAUGAUAAAUUAAAAAUUUUUGUGAAAUGUGGCCAUGACACUAUGGUACCUGUGUGUUUAGAAAAUAAUUGGACAGUUCAUGAUUUAAAGACUGCAGUUGCUUCCAAACUUUGUUUAAACAGUGAGGAACUGAGGAUUAUUUUUGCCGGAAAAGAAUUACAUGAUAACGUUAAAUUGCAGGUAUUAUGAUUGUGAUGUUGGCGAGCAAAGCAUAAUUCAUGCAAUUCAGCAAAAGAAAAAACAGCUUGAUAUAUCUGUUGAAGCAAAGUGCCCAUUAAAUCAGACAGCAUUUUGCUCUGAUACUUGUGAAGAAAGUGAAGUUCAAGCAUAUUCAAAGAAAAGUCAUUUUUUUGUCUUUUGUAAUUCUCCUUGCAAUGCUUUGAGCCCUGGAAAAUUACGAGUACGCUGCUCUUUUUGUAAAGAAGGAACCCUUACAGUUGAUCAAGAUCCGACUUGCUGGGAUGAUGUUUUAGUACCUGGUAGAAUCACAGGAUUAUGCCAAGCUGAAGAUUGCGAUGGGACUAUAGCAGAAUUUUAUUUCAAAUGUGCCAAGCAUAUUUCUUCUCCAAAUGAUUCGGCAGUACCCUUAUAUCUCAUUAAAAAUAAUUUUAAAAACAUACCAUGUAUUGCUUGCACUGGUGAAAAUCAACUGGUAUUAGUUUUUCCUUGUGUCGACCAACAUGUGAUAUGUGUAGAAUGUUUCCGUUUGUACUGUAUAACACGUUUAAAUGAAAGAAGGUUUAUUCAAGAUGCAACUAUAGGCUAUUCAAUUGAAUGCCCAGCUGGCUGUCCUGAUUCUUUAAUUAAAGAACCACACCAUUUCAAGCUGCUUGGUGAAGAGCAGUAUUCUAGGUAUCAGCGUUUUGGUGCUGAGGAAUAUCUUCUUCAAGCAGGUGGUGUUCUCUGUCCUCAGCCUGGCUGUAGUGCUGGUCUUUUACCUGAUCCAGAAUGCACACGAGUUGUUUGUGAGCAAUCAGGUGGAGUUGGCUGUGGUUUCGUAUUCUGCAAAUUGUGUAUGCAGGGUUACCAUAUAGGCCCUUGUGAACCUCAGGAUUUAAAUGAGGCAAAUAAUAAGAUAAACUAUUCAAUUAGUGAUGAAAGAGCAUCAAGUUCAAAAUGGGAUGAAGACAGUAAAAAAACAAUAAAAAUCACUACAAAACCAUGUCCCAAAUGUAGAACUCCAACUGAGAGAGCUGGUGGUUGCAUGCAUAUGGUAUGCACUCGCUCACAAUGUGGAUUCCAUUGGUGUUGGGUCUGCCAAGAAGAAUGGACUCGAGACUGUAUGGGGAAUCACUGGUUUGGAUAAAUACCAUAUGAUAUAUCCGUCAUUGCAUUGUACAUCAUUUAAAUGAACUUUUCCUUCAUUUUUAGACGAUUGUUGGAGUUUUAUUGUAAGUUUUUAGUUGCAAAUGUUAUAACCAUAACAUUUUAAUGUGGAAUUGAUUAAAAAUAGAAAAAAAGAGCAGAAUUUUUUAAUUUAUUAUGCCAAAAAUUCACUAGUCGUGUUUUAAGUUGAGCUAUUUAAAUACAUUGUACUGUGAUAUGUUUACUAUUUCCUUUCAAAAAUCAUCUCAUAAUAGUGCUGUGAUAACUAUUUUUGUUGCCAAUCUGAUAUGAAAUAAAAAUGGUUUAGUUUUUGAA
Messenger RNA from Argiope bruennichi, 1933 nucleotides. RefSeq names its product E3 ubiquitin-protein ligase parkin-like (gene park). Bases 453 to 1598 code for a protein of 381 amino acids. Gene Ontology annotation, biological process: regulation of cellular response to oxidative stress; protein polyubiquitination; positive regulation of proteasomal ubiquitin-dependent protein catabolic process. The record is from RefSeq and is a predicted model, not a curated record. Gene Ontology annotation, molecular function: ubiquitin conjugating enzyme binding; zinc ion binding; ubiquitin protein ligase activity. The transcript has 10 exons. Lineage: Eukaryota; Metazoa; Arthropoda; Arachnida; Araneae; Araneidae. Gene Ontology annotation, cellular component: cytosol; Golgi apparatus; mitochondrion.